Messenger RNA from Spodoptera frugiperda (fall armyworm), 5161 nucleotides. RefSeq names its product PDZ and LIM domain protein Zasp (gene Zasp52). The record is from RefSeq and is a predicted model, not a curated record. The coding region runs from base 205 to 3372 and encodes 1055 amino acids. Gene Ontology annotation, cellular component: adherens junction; Z disc; stress fiber. The transcript is spliced from 15 exons. Gene Ontology annotation, molecular function: muscle alpha-actinin binding; actin binding. Lineage: Eukaryota; Metazoa; Arthropoda; Insecta; Lepidoptera; Noctuidae. Gene Ontology annotation, biological process: actin cytoskeleton organization; heart development; muscle structure development.
CGCCGCGACACUCGCGCGCCGCCGCUCGCCGCAGCUCCACGACCGAACGACUCUCGCCCGCGCCCGGUGUCGUAUUACCGCUCUAAAUAUAACCCGCGAGCGCGAUCGCCAAUUUAGAAACGGUCGCGCGCCUUGUUUUGAACCAGUGAUUGACAGUGCUAAGUGAAGAAAACUACCCCGACCGUCGAACUAUCCGCCGGCGAAAUGGCACAGUUGAUAACUGUGCGGUUGAACAAAUCCGACUCGCAGCCCUUGGGCUUCCGUCUGCAGGGCGGCAAAGACUUCGGCACACCUCUCGUCGUUCAGAAGGUGAACGGUGGCAGUGCUGCCGAGCGUGCCGGUCUCCAGGCAGGUGAUGCGCUGAUCCGCGUGAACAACACGGACGUGUACCUGCUACGUCACCAGGAGGCACAGGACACCAUCCGCGCAGCCGGAGGCAACCUUGAACUCACCGUACAACGUGGUGGUGGCACUUGGCGUCCUUCUGUGACACCAACCGGCAGCCUACCAAGACCGGGCUCCAGGCCUAUUGGUGGCACUCCAACACUCGUCACCAACACUUCCCUGAAAGCCACACCACAACCUUCACGUGCAUUCGGCUCUGGUCACAACAAUGUCGCUAAGCCUUUUGGUUACAUGAACGGCAACGAUUCGGUGAAGAGCAUAGUCAACAAGCAGUACAAUACACCAGUAAACAUGUACAGCGACAAAACGAUUGCGGAAACUCUGUCAGCCCAAACUGAAGUGCUUGCGGGCGGCGUUCUCGGAGUAAACUUUAAGAAGAACGAGAAGACAUACGACGCUGAAAAAAGCGCUGUUUUCAAGGUUCUGCAAGAAGAACAAAACGACCCUGAGCCAGAGCCUUCUCACUUUUACUCUCGAGCGAGCGUGGCGCGCGCGGGCACGCCGUGCAGCCUGCACCGCACGCACCGCUCGCGCUCGCGCACGCCGCGCGUGGUGAGCACGCCGCAGCCCGCGGCGCCGCCGGUGGCGCGCGCCUGCGCCGGCACGCAGACGCCGCAGGAGCAGCUGGCGCCGGAGCCGCCGCACCGGCCCAGCAUCCCCAUGGGCUGCCAUGAGGUGCUGCCGGACGGCCGCAUAGCGCUGGGCGCACCCGCGCUCCCGCAGCCGCGCGAUGCGCUUCCUGUCGUCAACGAUACGCCCUAUUGCUCCGACUGUAAUCGCUACAUUAUCGGUGUGUUCGUGCGCAUCAAGGACAAGAACUUGCACGUGGAAUGCUUCAAGUGCUCGACGUGCGGUACUUCUCUGAAGAAUCAGGGCUACUACAACCUGAAUGGGAAGCUAUACUGCGACAUCCACGCUAAGCUCGUCGCUCGCAACAACCCACCAGCGCCCAAUCUGGAACCUGUUACCGUUCCACCUGGUAGCCGAAUCCCUACCAACACUUACUCGACACCUCUGCCUCCUCUGGCUACCAACAACUACACAAACGGAUCAUCAUCGCUGUUUAGCCCCUCAAGCAACUUGUCGGGCCCGAAACCUUUCGGAUCAUCGAUUGGAUCUGCUUACUCGCCAUCACUGUCUCCUCGCUCGGCCCCGAUGUCGCCAGCGAGGCCCGUAACAGCGCCCGCACCUGCGCCCGCGCCCUUGGCGGCUCCAAUCUCUGCGCCUCAACCAGCCGCACCAUUCGCGCCCACUAAUGAACCGCUGACUACGAGCAGUCCUCACAAAACGGAGUUCAAAAGUCCAGCAGAAGAAAGACUUAUCAGAAAAAUGGCUAAAAUGGCUUUGAAUGGUUAUGAAAUUGGCAUUCAAAGAAAAAUAAAGCCAGCAGAUCACAUUCAGUCAAUGGCAGAUAAAAUUCAAGACACUGUCGUUACCAAACAUCCACUAAAUUCUGAUAGUAUACCACCAGUUGAAAACAAUACUAUUAAAACUCUAGAACGAGGUUACAAGACACAUGAGAAUAUUCAAAGCAUUGGCGACAAAAUCAAAGACACAAUAAAAAAUAACCAUCCCGCUAAUGAAUCCAUCACUAAGCCUAACGUCUUGAUACCGCCACCAUUGCCUAGUACCCCAGUACCUACAUUUAAUGUUCACAGUACUCCACUUGGUCAUUCAAUAAAUACAAAUGGCGAGAAAAAGAAAUAUGAUACUAUACCCAGAACCCUAAAUGCAAGUCUGAUUUCGGAUGAACGUUUGAUUAACAAUAAUGAUAAGUCUCACAAUGGUAGUGGUUACUCCAGUAAUGAAGACUUGCAAAAGGAUAAAAUUGAAAACAACUAUUUGGGUACAUUACGAAAAACUGGGAUAGAGAAAUCUUCAUUUCUUAAUAGCAUGAACGGUUCAAUUGUCGCUAAUAUAAAUUCUGACGUAAAACCUGAACUAAAGUUUGACACCCCUUAUUCUAACACUUUAAACAAACGAAAAUUAUUUGAGAAAUCAGACAACUUGAUAACAAACAAUAAAGUUAACGACAAAAUUAACAAUGCUAGUGAGUUAAAUGUUUCGCAGAAGAUUAAUAAUUUUGACCAUACUUCAAAGAGCGAAAAUGGAGUCCACCAAGAUGAUGAACUCAUCAAAAGCAAAGAUAUUUCUGGACAAUUAUAUAACAAUUCUCUUUAUACGUACAAAUCCCCUACAAACAAUAAAAUAAAUACAAAUGGUAAUGAACAAAGUAAUGAUUGUGUCGAUAAAGUUGAAGAAAUUAAAAGUAUAUCGGAUAGUGAUGACAAACAAAAUAACGAGGAAGAAGUGGUUGUUAGACGUAGGCAAAAGAAAAAUAUAAGAAAUGAUGAUGGCAGAAGAGAUUCACAUAUAAUUGCACGUCCUUUGAGUACGAUACAAUGCGCAGAUGUUGCAGAAGGACUUUUCCCAGUAUGUCACAAAUGUGACAAGGCUAUAACGAGGGGGCCGUUCAUUACGGCUUUGGGUCGCAUCUGGUGUCCAGAGCACUUCAUUUGCGUAAACGCAACGUGUAGGCGUCCCCUACAGGACAUUGGCUUUGUUGAAGAAAAUGGUCAACUCUACUGCGAGUUCUGCUUCGAGCAGUACAUUGCGCCUGCUUGCGAUAAGUGCCACGCCAAAAUUAAGGGCGAUUGCUUAAAUGCUAUCGGCAAGCACUACCACCCUGAAUGUUUCAACUGCGUCUACUGUGGAAAGCUCUUCGGAAACAAUCCCUUCUUCUUAGAAGACGGUCUUCCGUAUUGUGAAGCUGAUUGGAAUGACCUGUUCACGACAAAAUGUUUCGCUUGCGGCUUCCCGGUGGAGGCAGGCGACAGGUGGGUCGAGGCGCUCAACAAUAACUACCACAGUCAGUGCUUCAACUGCACGGUGUGCAAAAAGAACCUCGAAGGACAGAGUUUCUUCGCCAAGGGAGGGCGACCUUUUUGUAAGACACACGCCCGCUAGAAGUCCUCAGCAAAUGAUGUAUAAUUCUGACACUGUUUACACGACUACCACUUUUCGUCCCGUUUCUCCUUCUCCCAUCACUCCUCCUCUAAACACGCCUUCGCCGCAAAGAACAAGAAAGUUGGAAACACCCCUCCACUUCGAUGGAGGACUGUUUUCCGACAUAAGAAGUACAGACGGCAAGCUACUCAGCAAAGUAACCGUAGAUCGAGUUCAACAGUCGUCACGACAUGACAUUACCGACUCGCCGAGUGUUUUCACCGAUGGCAAAAAUUAUGUGGAUGACUUGGUUAAAACGGAAACUAUAACCAAUGAAAACGUCAUCACUGUGAAAUUCACUCCCGUGCCGCCAGAACUUGACUCUCCGAGAUUGCUGACACCGUCUCAGAUGUACAAAGCCCGACAAAAAACUCCAGUUGAAUAUAUCAAGGACAAUUUUGAAGAUUUACACAGCUACAAAAUUGUCAGUUCUGUUGUAAAAGAAAAAUUGCUAGAUAAGGAAAACUUGAAGCCAGUAUUAAAUGAAGGCGGGAUCUCUGAAAACCAUGACACUUUUGCAAAUACUAUACUCAAAGAAAAUGUAUACGAAAGAGAUAGUUUCGUGUCAGAUUUAAAUAUUAAAGAGAAAAUUACUACCAGCUUAGAUACUUUUGAGCCAAUAAAGAGAGCUCCAAGUCCACUCGCAAAUCUUUUCAUUUCAGAACAAUUAACUAAAAUAGACAAUUACUUACAAGAGAGUUUAGAGGUAUGUUCUGGAGUGAAAGAUCGAUUCACUCCAAUACCAAUUAUUAUCGAAGGAGAAAUUUCGGGAUCGGUUGACAAUGCAGAAAUGGUUUCUUGUGUUAAAGAAAAUUAUGAACAAAAAGAAGUACGCUCCUCUUCAGAAGAGAAUAAACUGAGCUCUAGUGAGAGCGAAGUGGAAACUCUUUAUCGUCGUGAGAAAACAACACCAGAACCUUAUUCUGUGGAGAAUAGCAAAACCCAUGUGUCCAAAUUAAACAGUGCAAAACAUCCUGGUGUGCUGAGUGCUAUUUAUAACAUGCCAAUACAUUAUCACGCAGCCAUACUGUGUUUCUUAUUAAUUGUAUACAAUCUCAUAUAUCAAUACGUAAAACAAAACUGUUAUGGUAGUAAAAAUAAAAUUGAGUGAAAUUGGACAAAAAUAUAUGCAUACUAAACUAGUCAUUGAGUUCAGGGACAUUUUGUUUCUAUAUAUUUACCAAUUUGAUUUUAUAAGGUGUAAAUAGUCACAGGUAACAAGUAUUUCUCGCGUAUUUUUUUGUAUCUAUAAUACCUAUUUUAUAAUUAACAAUUUGGUGCUUUUCACUACUAUUCUAUAAAUUGCUGGCAGUAUUUGUGAUAUUUCACAUUAUUAUAAGGCUUUGUAUACAGCUUCCGGAAUGUUGCAGUAAACUGUUACUAACAUUAACAGUAGUCCUUAAACUUAUAAAUCAACAAAGCGGAUAUCGGAAAGUAAUAUAAUUUAAUUGAAAGUUUAAAUAAAUGAUUGGUGCACCAACAUACAACCUAUUUAGAAUAGUAUAUUAAAUGUACUCAUAAACUUUAUAUGAAAUUUUAAUAUUAUAUUCAUGCAUUAAUUUGUUUAAGUACUUUUUUACCCUGCUAUUUGUAAUAAUAUUAUGGUAGAUGAAUAAAAUUUUCGCAAUCUUAUAUUUUACAGUUGGUAAUAAUAUUAAUGUUAAGAACUAUUUAUUUAGACUUACUUUAUUGCAAUUAGCGUAACACAUAAAUAUUAUGUGAGCUUAAAUAAAGUAUUUUAUUUUAUGAA